This is a messenger RNA of Anopheles gambiae (African malaria mosquito), 2149 nucleotides long. Its product is annotated as glutathione S-transferase 1-1. Gene Ontology annotation, biological process: glutathione metabolic process. The record is from RefSeq and is a predicted model, not a curated record. Gene Ontology annotation, molecular function: glutathione transferase activity. NCBI's taxonomy places the organism in Eukaryota, Metazoa, Arthropoda, Insecta, Diptera, Culicidae. Bases 1304 to 1960 code for a protein of 218 amino acids. The transcript is spliced from 2 exons.
CAAAGGCUCUGCGGUUGUUUGUGUUUCAAUCUGGCCUAGAAGCAAGAAAUUCAAGUCUCCAAUUCCAGGUCUCCAAAAGACUGUAGAACGUACCCAAUCACGCCAAAUGCCACCUCGAUCGAGUGAUCACCACAUUUGAGAUCAUGCAAAAUACCUUUCAUUCUUUUGCUAAAUUGUUAAAAGGCAACUGGUAAAACGCUGUGUAUGUAGAUGAUGUCAGACAGUGGUGGUAUGCGGAUGAGUAAUGAGAAGAUUACAAUUUUUCAAAAUGAUCAUGAAUAGCUGCUCAAUGUUCCGCAUUGCUAAUUGCUGGCAAGGUAGUAAAUGGGCAAUUAAAUCGUUGAUUCUCAGUUUGACCCAAGACCCAACUCUUUAUUUGUUGAAAUUAUACAUCAAUUUUAACGUAAUUAACGGUCAUAUUGUUAUGAUUAGUAAUUUGAGGGUUUUGUUUGCUUCACGCCCUCUAUUAGAUAUCAAGGGUGACUUGGAUGGUUUUACGGUCACACACACACACGAGUUUCUGCAAGACCGGACGUGUUUCAUUUCCUAUCUAGACCAUUCCCGACUAUCCGUUUACACGACAUUUAAAAUAAAGUCUAUAUUAAGCAUGUAAACGGCGGUCCCGUGGUACAGUCGUCAACUCGAACGACUCAAUAACAUGCCCGUCAUGGGUUCAAGCCUACAAUGAGCCGUUCCCCCGUAGCAACGACUGACUAUCUGGCUUGCAUGGUAAUGCAUUAAGUCUCGAAAGCCUGUAUAGAGGCCGGCAUGUCCUCGUUGGACUUUACGCCAAAUAGAAGAAGAAGUAUGUAAAGGAGACAGCAACGGGGUUUGCAAAUUCCCAGACAAAACAUUUUAAAAGAAGGACAUUCUUCAUCGCGACAAUUUCAUCAUUCAUGUCCAGGUGGAACAUUUUUCAACCCAUACAGUACCUACAGUCCACUACUAUCCUUUCUCCCUCUGUUAGUACACCACCGGUUGUCCCAAGCAAUCCAAUGCAUACUAGAUGGGGUGUAGUUGUGUGUAUGGGUAGGAGUAGGUGCCAUUAUUACUGUUUUCCGUGCUUUAAUUGCCGGACCGAGGGGGGAGACGUGCGGUAUCGUGGGAAGAAAAGGACUCGCGGCGGAGUUUAAAAGUAUAAGCCAUGCCACGAGUCCUUCGCAGUCGUUGCUAGGUGUGCCUGGAAGCAGGACGACGAUCACGUGCUCUGAGCGUAUCUGGCGUGUUUCAACACACCUGUGCUUUGUUCUUUGGACGACGACGAGUUUUUUGGACAACUUUGUGGUGAUUUUGGUGUUGAAGGAUGGCUCCCCUGAUUUUGUACCACUUUCCGGGCUCACCACCGUCCCGGUCGGCUCUGCUUGCAUUGCGCAAUUUGGAUCUGGAUGCCGAGGUGAAAAUAGUGAACCUGUUCGCCGGUGAGCAUCUGGCGGACGAGUUCGUUGCGAUCAACCCGGACCACACCGUGCCGACGCUCGUCGACGAGGACUACAUCCUGUGGGAGUCGAAAGCGAUCGCCACGUACCUGGCGGAACAGUACAAGCCGGGCUGCACACUCUACCCGUCCCAGCCGAAAAAGCGCGGGCUCAUCAACCACCGGCUCUACUUCGACUCCGGCACACUGUUUGUGGCGCUGCGCAACGUGCUCAUGACGGUGCUGCGCUCCGGCGAGACGCGCAUCCCGCAGGAAAAGAAGGACGCCGUGUACAAGGCGCUGGAAAAGCUCGACUCCUAUCUGGACGGGUGCGAUUGGAUUGCGGGCGAGGAGUGUACGCUGGCCGAUCUGUGCGCGUUGGCGAAUGUGGCCACGCUGAAGGAAAUCGGAGUGGGGAUGGAGGGCUACGCCAACGUUAGCGGCUGGUACGAACGGUGCCGCGAGCUGCCCGGUUUCGACGAGAACGAGGAAGGCGCUAGCUUCCUUGGAAAUGCGUUCAAAUCGAAGCUCGAGGAACAGUUUUAGGGGUGGGGAGAAGGGAAAGGGUGGGGCGCAGUAGAAGCAUUUGUCACACCAAAACGGGAAGAGUAGCCGUCGAGCUGAGCGGCGUGCACGAUUGCACUUUCGCAAAAUUGCGAUUGCAUUUCUUAACUAACACACCACACCAUCGUAAACGGUAAAAUAAAGUAGCGCGCACUGAUUAAAAGCACCGAA